AUGGCUUCGCUGAGAAUAAUUGCGUGCACCGCCGCCUCAAUGUCGCCGUCCGAGCGGCUGGUGGCCCUCUCCGUCAUGACCACACUCAUCGCGUGCACCAUCGCGGGAAACCUCCUGGUCGUGGCGUUCAUCGCCUACUUCAGGCACCUGCAGACCCGCACCAACGCGUUCGCCCUGUCGCUGGCCCUCGCCGACUUCCUCGUGGGCCUCCUCAUCAUGCCCUACAGCACCAUGCGCAGCGUCGACGGCUGCUGGCCCUACGGCGGCGUCUUCUGCAGGGUGCACACGUGGCUCGACUUCUCCCUCACCACCUCGUCCGUCGUCCACCUCUGCUGCAUCUCGUACGACCGCUACGUGGCCGUGGCCGACCCGCUGCGCUACCCCCAGCGGGUGACGCGGCGCGCCGUGGCCCUCCUCCUGCUCUGCUGCUGGCUCAGCGUGCCCGUCUACUCGUGGCCCGUAAUGAGCGGCUGGUACAGCGUCGGCGUGCCGGACGGCCCCGGCGCCUUCGCGGGCUGCCGGGAAGUUUGCCCCGUGUCGGUGAGCGCGGCCUUCGGUCUGGCCAACAUGCUGUGCGCCUACGCGGCGCCGAUGCUCCUCAUGUCGCUCACCUACGCCAAGAUCUACCGGCUCGCGAGGGCCCAGGCGCGCAAGAUCGACGCCGCCACCGCGGGCCUCAGGCGGCGGGGCCCAGCCGACGGGGUCGACGGCGACGGCCGGCGGUGGAAGGCGGCGAUGAGGCGGGAGCACAACGCCACCAAGACGCUGGGCAUCAUCGCGGGUGUCUUCGUCCUCUGCUGGGUGCCUUAUUUUGUCCUCUCGGCCACCGACUCGAUGCUGGACGACGCGACGAGACGCGCCGCGGCCGACAUCUCCAACUGGCUCACGUACGUCAACUCGACGCUCAACCCGGUGCUCAUCGUCGCCCUCAACCGCUCGUUCCGCAACGCGUUCAGGGCCACGGUGGCCUGCAGGGUGUUCGCGCCGGGCUUCCGCGCCACUGACCUCUUCAACUACGACGACUCGGAACGCUGA
Molecule: messenger RNA, 1035 nt
Organism: Lethenteron reissneri (Far Eastern brook lamprey)
Lineage: Eukaryota; Metazoa; Chordata; Hyperoartia; Petromyzontiformes; Petromyzontidae
Product: histamine H2 receptor-like
Biological process (GO): adenylate cyclase-activating adrenergic receptor signaling pathway; positive regulation of MAPK cascade
Cellular component (GO): plasma membrane
Molecular function (GO): G protein-coupled receptor activity
Source: RefSeq, a predicted model, not a curated record